Molecule: messenger RNA, 7842 nt
Organism: Athalia rosae (coleseed sawfly)
Lineage: Eukaryota; Metazoa; Arthropoda; Insecta; Hymenoptera; Athaliidae
Exons: 6
Coding region: 3406-5088 (560 amino acids)
Biological process (GO): anatomical structure morphogenesis; cell differentiation; regulation of DNA-templated transcription
Molecular function (GO): DNA-binding transcription factor activity, RNA polymerase II-specific; RNA polymerase II cis-regulatory region sequence-specific DNA binding
Source: RefSeq, a predicted model, not a curated record
CGUAUAGAUAUAGAAACUCCUGGUAUUUCGUCGUUGCUGCUGCAACGAUCGUCAAGCUUUCGCGGCUUGGUCCACACGGUCCGUCUGUCCGUCAAUUUUACCUCCGCCCCCCCGACUCGCGGACGGGGGGGAUGCUAUGGGGAUGUUAGCGCGUACAUACAUGUACCUACACGUGUGUGCACAUACCACGUCCGCACAUAAUCUCACACCACGCGUGUCCUAUUCCUAUCGAUGUGCGACGUCUCGCCUAACGUAACGAUGCGAUCGGGUCGCGCGCCGCGCCGGAGAGAUUUCGGAAGGGUAAAAAGGGAUGAGAACGAGCGGCGAGGACGAAGAAGAAGAAGAAGACGACGACGACGACGACGACGAAGACGAAGACGAAGAGGAGGUGGUGAAGGGUGUCGGAUCGAAGUGCAUGACGGCAGAAAGUAACAUAGAGACGUCAGGUCCUCAAAUCUCCCCCCGUCGACGUCGUAGGGGUGCAGAUUGGGUGGAUACCACGUAGCCGCCUUACACCGCGAGUGCGUGUUGAGCGUACGGACACAAAAUCCGGAUACGUAUACUCGCAAAAGUACACGGACACGUUCAAACGAUAGGGCGAGAGGACUGCGGCCCGAGGGUCUGGAGGGUCGCGUUGAGCUGCAUAGAGGGCAGGUGUAUACACGGGUUGUAACGCACACGGAGAAAAUUUAUGUAAAAGUGUCCCUCCCUCGUCUAUGUACGUGUGCGUGUGUGUGUGUGUGUGUGUAUAUGUGCGAGCGGAACCUCGGAGUAAAGAGAGGUUGAAGAGCGAGAAGGGAAAUACGGUCGAAGGUAUUGAUUACGUCGCGGCGUCCCGGCGUCGCGCGGUUUAAGGCCGCACCAUACGUAUACCACCAGCGCUGCAGAGCUACGCCGACGGCAUCGUCCGACAUACAUAUACAGGGUGGAUCCUUAGCCUGAUAAAAAAAAAAAAAAAAAAAGAGAAAGACGAACAAAAAAAUUACGAAACGUGGGAAAAUCGUUACGCGCUUUAUCUUUCGCGAUUACCGUUAGGUACGACGAUCGGAGGGAUGAAUUUUCGUGGGUGCGAAGAGGAACAACGUCGCGUAUACCGUGCAUGCAGUUGGAAUCAGCUGAUAUGCACUUGGACCGAGGAAAGCGUUCUUGUUACGGAACACAUGCGCACCAGCUUUUGCGGAAUAUAAUCGCGGGGCGGUGUGGGUGGAAGUUAUAGAUUGUUCAGGUGUAUACGUAGAUAUAUGCGCUCGUGAUAUAUAUAUAUAUAUGUAUAUAUCGUCGAAAGGACAGUCGCGGAGAGAAGCUAGAGGAAAGGCCGCCGGCGCAGUAGUAAUCAGUCCUCGCGUCGGUGGUAGCAACGCGGAGUCUCGGGGCCAUCCUGGUGCGCGCACCGUCGCCGCUAUAAUCGGCGGACGACGCAGUCCUAACCGUCAUCCCGCACCCCAAACAAUAUAGUAUAAGUCGGAGUCCUCUGACAUAGCGGAGGUAUAUAAUAUAAUACCGCGAAAAUGAAUCCGCGUGGUACGCAGCUUGAUAAACUGCACCGAUAUUCGAAUAACGAUUGUAAAGAAAUUUACAAAAACGUGACGGUAAACUACUGCUUCCGUUUAUCAACCAUAUCCCCGGUCGUUGUCGCUGAUAUCUGAAACCUUUUUGUUUGUUUUUUUUUUUUUUUUCUAAGAAAUAAGUACAAUAGAGAAUAUAGAGAAAAGAGGGAAAUAACGGGACGUCCGACACCCUCCCCGUCAGAAUCCAACCGGUCAACGACCAACCUUCGAAAGUACAUGUAUAAACUCACCCAGUUUGAUACACACAAACAAACAAUUAACAGGGGGUGAUUUGAUUCGGUUCGCCGAUAGAAGAGGAACCAUUCAAGAAUAUUGAAAUACGAGGACACGUUAUUUCACCUUAGAAUCCAGCUGGGCUGGAAUAAUAAUUUAAAAGAAUCGGCGGCGUGCAGUGUGUUUAUUGAUAAAUCCAGGCGGGAAGAGAGAGCAGGUCGGGGAAAAUUCUUCUUCCGCAUAGUUGCUGCUGCUACUGCUGCCGAUCCUAUAGACGGAACAGGGUGUACCGGAGCCAUCAAGGACGAAUGAUUUUUUAUUUGAUUUCUUUUUUUUUUUUUUCAUCCCCGAACUCCGUUUUGACGGGACGAUAAACACGUAGUGAUCAUACGAACUGAUAAUUCAAACGAUAUAUACAAUAUUAUCUUUAGUAAAAAACUGACCAAUUUUUGUCAAAAAACAAUUAAAAAAAAUUAGUAUACAUAUACACCGAUGUUAUAUCGACUCUAUAGCGAUCUGCGAUGACGGGAAUAUUUGUCAAGUAUGAAUUUUGUGCUGAACAUUUAUUAUACGGCCAACACCCUGCAGCAUUGCUGCCCCUCAUUAAAAAUAUUUUAUUUUUAACGUUUGGUCCACGUUUGUACGCCGGUUUACGGUGCUACAUUUAAUUUCACAUAUGACCCAUGCACGGGCAAAUCGCGAGUGAAAUUUGGGCUAAAAUUAUAUUUUACCGCCUAAAAUCUGUCGUUAUAUACACGUACGAUGUACUCGCGAAUGAUAGAACAGUCGGUGAAUUGACCGGUCUUUUAUUUUGGUCUUCCUAAUUCGUAUAAUUUUAUCAAUCGUAAUUUAAUAUAUAUAUGUACACGUGAUAAUGAACAACGUGUAAUAAAACGGGAAAAUAACUUGAAACCAGAAGAGGAGCUUAAAGCCAAAAGAUAAAAAGAGAAAUUGAUCAAAAAUUUGCAUCGCCUGCAGCCUGUUGUUAUACCCUAUAUACAUGAUGGAUCGUUCAAGAUGUAAUUAGCUAAAAAAGAGAAAAGGAAAAAACGAGAGCUCGAGAGAAAGAUAGAGGAAAAAUACACUUUGGUCUUCCCUUACUAAAUUACAAAAUAUACACGACCGAUGUAAAAAAUAAGAAAUUACAUAAAAAAAAAUAUUAAACACGGCUGCAACGAAUUGAAAAAAAAAAAAAAAAAUUAUUAAAUAAGUGAGGAAAGUGGCCAACAUUAUAAUUCUUCCAUGAUUAAAACUUCAUAUAUAUCUAAAUUAAACCAAAGUAAAUCAAAGAUAAAUAUAUAUAUAUAUAUACACACACACAUAUAUAUAAUAAAAAAAAAUUAACAAAUGUUUAAAAUUAAAAAACAAAACAAGUAUAUUAUAAAGAAAUAUAAAAUCACUUGAUUUUCAUCGGUUGAAAAUUGAUUAUAAAUCGUUAAAAUAAAAUAAAAAACAAAUUAAUCAAACGAAUAACUAUCUAUGAAUAUUAAAACUAUGCCAUGUUCAAGACUCUGAAUGCUAAUUAAUAAAAGAAUACACGAAUGAAAUGAACUAUCAAUAAAUCGAAGUAUACCAAUACUUAAUAAAUAUUUGUAAAAAUAAAUAGAUAAAUUGCGAAGCAAAGAUGGAUUGCUGCAACUACGUACAGCCGUACAGCGGGACCGGACACUUCUAUCAUCAACAGAAUUUUUAUUAUGAAAAUAUGAACGCCUACGCAGCUUACAGCAUGACUCCGUCAUCGAAUGCAAUCGAAAGUAACGUACGAUACAAUCGGCUGCCACCUGCAUAUCCGACAGAUUACGUUUACAAUCCGAAAGAAGCGAGGCUCCGAAAAGCGAUGAGAGAACAAAGCAGGGAAUUAUCACGUCAGACGAUUCUUCAAACGGCGAUAGCGUCGGCUGCAGGGUCCCCUGGAAACAUAUCCGGUGGCGGAGUUGUGACGUCAUCGAAUUUUCUGAGCCAUCCUUUGACGUGUUCUUCUUCGGCGUCUGCCGCACCAUCUGGUAAUGGGGGAAUUUCAUCCCUACCGAACAGCCCGUCGAUUGUUAAUUCGGGCCGGAUUAUCAACCCCUGGUUCCCCGUCGGUCCUACGUCAUCGUCGGCGCAUUUAAAACCCAUUAUCUCACCGAGGAUAAUGGCCGCGCAUCAACGGACGAUAGAAAAAACUAAAGAAGCCAUGAGGAAACAGGUUGAAUGUGCAGCGGCUGGUGUAUUUUCGUCUAAUGCAGGAUCUGCACCAAAUCCUUCGAGAACAGGCUCAUACGCCGGUGAUUUUGGUAACCACAAUGCUGCCGCCGCUGCUGCUGCAGCUGCGAGUGCAAACGAUUAUUGCAUCAUCACCGAAUUCGGAGAGGGACAAAAAUGGCAUCCUUAUCAGAACGGCGGUAAUCCUUACCACGGGAGAGGAGCGGCCAUGUCCAAAGUCGGCCUUCAGCAUCCAAAUGCAAACGUUCACGGACCCUGGGCUCAAUUCUGCGGACUUCCCCUGCAGAGUCCUGCAUCGGCUCAGAACCAAGUGAUGCAUCAACCGAGGCAGAUGCAAGUUUUUCUACAGGAGCAGCAAAGUCAGCAUUGCGGUUAUUCGGAUGAAAUGCGAAUGUCCUACGUCCAGAACAAAAUGGAAGUCAACCCCAGACUCCAUCCCGCUUAUUCCGGUCAAGGAGAUCCUCAGGUAAAAUCGUCCGUCUCGCCACCCCAAAUGCAGCAGCUUCAGGACGAUGUAAAAUGUAACGGUGGAGGUGUGGAGGUAUCCCAAAAUUGGGAUUCAGGAGGUUCGAACGGAGGAGGAACUGGAAACGGUGUGAGCGCCAGAUCGCUUUUGCAGCAGGAUCAGCAGGUCCACGAGCAGCAGGAUAACGACGAGGAAUUACAGGGCGAUCGGCAGGAUCUCCAGGAGUCUAUGAGACAGAAGCCAAAUUGCAAGCAGCCUCUUCCAGGUUUCCACCAAGCUUUCGGUUCAACGGAAAUCGGUCGUUUCUCCAGAUCCGAAUUCUUCGCAAACAUGGUCGGUGAAAGCAGUAACGUAAGUAGUAUAUUAAACGAAGGUUCUCAGGGUGAAUUAAAAAACAACUGUUCAGCUAUAAACAAUUCGCGUACAUCGGCUGCAUCGGAAACCUCAGGAUUUUCAAAUUUACAACAUGUUAGUUCAACUGUGGGUACAACGGGUUCAGGAAACUUUGGUAAUUUUAAUAAUAACGUCGCUCUGGCCGCUUAUUACAACGAUAUCCGAAGUCCCGUUAACAACCCCGUAACAAACGCUCGCAAUUGGCACAGUCCAUACGUAGGCGUUAUAGGUAGCGAAAUUUGAUUAAAUAUAUUAAAUAUAGUAAAUUAUUUCAAUUGUUAUAUGAAUAUAUUAUUAUUAUUAUUAUUAUUAUUAUCAUUAUCAUUAUUAUAGGCAACAAUUAACAAGUAUAUUGACGUGAUUUAUUUCAAACAUGUGAUCUCCUACUUAAAAUUGCUGAAUUUAUACAUAUAAACGCGAUGACACGAUUCUCGCUGUUACAUACUUCAGUGAUAGACAUACAAAUGAUUUAUUUAAUAAAUAUAUAUAUGAAUAUAUAUGUAUACAUAUAUGGCCACAUACAAACACGGACUCACACCCAAACAUGCACAUAUACAAUAUACAUAUCAUAUAUGUAUACAUAUAUGAAGAAAUUAUAUAUGAGAAAAUAUAUAUAAUCGAUAAAUUUCAAUUAGUUAUCAAAAUUGUGCCUUUGGAUGGACUGGAUAUAUUAAGUAUUAUUAUUGUUACAUUAAUUAAGAUAACAAAGUUAACCAUUAUCUAUGAUUAUCGCCAUCGCUAUUAUUAUAAUUACUUGAUUACUUUUAUUUCGAAUUAUUCUGAUCCCUCGAAUCGUCUUCACAAACUCGUUCACGAAUCUAUAUAGGUAUCGGCUGAACAAUAUCUAUAUACCUAUAUAAAUCUAAAAUUUGUAUGAAUUAUUAUUGUUAAUUAUACAUUCAAAUAUAAUUAAGUCUACUCCAGUACUUCUUCCGUAGCACGGAUUCCAUAUUUAUGAUAAUUUCAUCAGGUGAAUCGUCAUAGCUGUCGUCUAUUAAUUAUAUAGAAUAUUAUUUUUUUCUGGUAUUCCAAUACCAGAAGAAAUGAAUAAAACAAUUAGGGAUAUACAAAUCAAAUCCAACUCGAUAUCCAAUUAUAAUAUCUGAUCGUCGAUUUAUCGAACGUGGACAUUGAUACAUGCAUUAUUAACAGAAAAAAAAAAAAAGAAAACAUGUUCGUAACAAUUACUUAUACGUUGUUAUCACGUAAUUAUGAUUACUCGAUUAUUUUUUGAUUAAUAUUAUUACUAUUUCUUCAAUUCCUAUUAUUGUUACUGAAUGUUAUUAUUUACUUAUUAUUACUCAUAAGAAAACCGCGCAUAAUGCGAUAUCCGUAUCGGUAGGUAGAUAGAAAAAAGUACCUAUAUCUCAACAAUUAUACACACAAUUAUACUAGCAGGAAUAUCGAAUCAAUUAAAUAUUAUACUGAAAAAAUGAAAACUAAAAAAAAAAAAGUAAAAUAAAAAAUAAUGAUAAUAAUAAUUCUAAUAAUAAUAAUAAUAAUAAUAACAAUAAUAAUAAGUAUAACACUAAUAAUCUUCAAAUCAAAUUUCAACAGUGCAUGUAUCUCGUAAAUACAGUAUAAGAUAAUCAAAAGUGAAGCAUUCUACUAAUAUAUAUACAUAUAUAUUAUAUAGAUAUAUAUGUGUUAACAAUUUAUCAUUGUUAAUGUAUAGUGAAUACUAUUAUAUGAUACUUAAUUAUAAUUAUUGAAGAAUUAAAUAUGUGAUAUUUAGUAGAUCUAGGUCCAUAUGUUACGUAAAUGUUAUAUAGGCAAAUACAGGAUGAUAGAUAGAUACCCUGUAAAAUGAAAAGAAAAGAAAACCAAAAACCAAAAACAAAACCAACAAAAUAAUAAUAAUAAUAAUAAUAAUAAUAAUAAUAAUAAUAACAAUAACAAUAAGAAUAUCUUUAUGAAAGUCCUACCUAUAUCAUAGGAAAAUACUUUGAAGAAAAUUAAGGAAAAAAAAAACGAUAAGACAAAAAAUAAUCCAAAAGAAAGGAACAAAUUACCAUUUCAUUUGUCACUAACAUACAUAUUAUACAUAUAUAUAUAUUAUUAACUAAAAAAAAUUCACGCUAGAUGACCCAUCUUGUACCUAUAAUGGGACCAAAAAUUUCAUUUACCCCUGCAUUAUUCCAAUACCAGAAAAAAACAACCAAAAAAUCGCCACCUCAUCAUAAUUGUAUCUUAUAUUUAUUAUAGAUUGUAUAGAUGAAAAAAAAUGAUCGAUUAAACAAAAAGAAGUGAAAUUCUUAUGGCUAUCAAAAUCAAAAAUAAGGAGAAACGAAAAUUCGCUCGCUUACUUGCUUCUUCCAUACAACCUCGUUUUUUGAUUUCUCUUGUGAACAAGAUUUCGAACAUACAAAUCGCUGAAAAAGAGUUUCGUUCAUUGUACGUACGAGUGGCGAGUUCUUUAUUAAUUUUUUCUCAUGAUUUCCAUACGAUUUUUGGUUUUUGAAUGAAUAAUUAACAUGAUCUCUUAGUUUGAUCUGAAUAAAAUGGUAUGUGAGUUAUAUUAUUAAUUUUAAUCAUGGGGGUCUUUCGAAUACAUAGGUCAGAUAAAUUAAGCAAAAAAAAAAGAGAAUAAAGAAUAAAAAACCGCGUGGAUUCCCUAUAUGAUAAUAAGAAAAAUCAUCCUGGCAUGAAAAAUGAAUUCAAGAGUAUAAUGUAAUAAUAUAAAGAAAGGCAGAAUGAAAUAAAACCCCGAGUACCUGUAGAUACCAAUCCAUAAUCACAUAUCUGCUCUAUCAUCAUAUUAUAUUAUAAUAACUGCUGAGCCUCAGGUGGUUAUUGAAAUAAAUCUUUGUUUGUAAACUUUACCGUUAUCAAUCCAUGUGCAUCAGCACAUUAUGAGAAACACUCGUAUAAGUAAUUGUUAGGCGAGAAGAAUAUGAAAUGAAAAAAAUAAGCUCCGUGUAAUUUAGAUUACACUCAUAUCCAUAUCGGUUGGUAUUACUAUACAUACAACACUGAAUAAAACACACUAUAUAAUGC